AUGUGCUUGAUUCAUACUGUACGUAAUAAGGAGUCAGAUCGUGGAGGAUAUAUGUGUCAAAUAAAUACGGUUCCUAUGAAGAGUCAAAUCGGGUAUUUGGAUGUCUUAGUGCCGCCCGAUAUCUUAGUCAACGAAAGUAGUAGUGAUGUCAUUGUCAACGAGGGCUCUGAUGUCACUCUUAGAUGUCGAGCGAGAGUGGAGAAGAGAAGAUGGAGAGAGAAUCCCAUUGGGGGACUGGCAGGGAAGGCGUUAUAUAACAAACAAAACCGAAGGCGAAAAUUUAAAUAUAACUCGAGUUACGAGGAGCCUGGCUUUGCAUCGCUUCAAAUG
This is a messenger RNA of Oppiella nova, 330 nucleotides long. NCBI's taxonomy places the organism in Eukaryota, Metazoa, Arthropoda, Arachnida, Sarcoptiformes, Oppiidae. The record is from the annotation of a GenBank genome assembly.